Nannizzia gypsea CBS 118893 is the source of this 195-nucleotide messenger RNA. RefSeq lists its product as hypothetical. Lineage: Eukaryota; Fungi; Ascomycota; Eurotiomycetes; Onygenales; Arthrodermataceae. The record is from RefSeq and is a predicted model, not a curated record. The coding region runs from base 1 to 195 and encodes 64 amino acids. The transcript has 3 exons.
AUGGCCUUCUUCUUCUCUUCCUCUACUGCUGUUGCUACUUCUGCUUGUUACUGGUCUAGUCUAUGUACGGAAGUUGAUAAGGGGAAGAAGCAAAGAGCAAGCAAGGGGGUGGACGGAGGCAGCAGGAAGAUAACUACCAAAAAGCAAAGACGACGACGAAAGUUGGGGAAGCAGAAGAAGCAAAGAAAAGAGUAA